AUGAACUCAGAAAGAGACGGUCCCUCAGACAUUGAGGGACACAAGACUGAACAAGCUUUCCUCUUGAAUGAUACCGUACCCAGUUUCUCAUGGCAACAACUAAUUGUCACGGUCAAGGACCGCGAAACGAAAAAGGCAAAGGACCUCAUCUGCGAUGUGAACGGUAGUGUUGAAAAGGGAGAGCUCAUGGCCAUCAUGGGCCCAUCUGGCUGUGGAAAGACAACCUUGCUAAACCUCCUCGCUCGCCGCAACCCUACCUCGAGUGCCAAAGUUGCGGGGAAGACCCUGGUUGGUGGUUCCGACAUUGACACUGCAUCCUUUCAACACAUCAGUUCCUACGUUGAACAGGAGGACACCUUGAUCGGAUCUCUGACUGUGGAAGAAACACUCAAGUUUAGUGCAGAGCUCUCGCUUGCUGGGUCCACUUCCAGAGCCGAACGUAAUGAUAGGGUGCAGCUACUAUUGAAAGCUUUCGGUAUCCAGGAACAAGCAAAAACACUGAUCGGAACACCGAUCAGAAAGGGUAUUAGUGGAGGACAGAAACGUCGGCUUAGUGUGGCGAGCCAAUUGAUCACGUCACCAAAGAUUCUCUUCAUAGAUGAACCGACAAGUGGUCUAGAUUCUACUGCCAGUUAUGAGGUUAUCUCGUAUCUCAAGAAGCUUGCCCGCAGAAAUAAUCUCAUCGUCAUAGCCAGUAUCCAUCAGCCAUCCACUUCCACCUUUGAAUUGUUUGAUAAGCUGCUCCUACUCUCCAAAGGAAGAACAUGUUACCUUGGUCCCACCGCCGCAGCCCGAAACCACUUUGCCAACAUCGGUUAUCCCUUGCCAAUGAACGUCAACCCUGCGGAAUUCAUUCUUGAUAUUGUCAGUACAGACUUUUCGCGUGAUGAUGAAUCUGGUGCAUAUGGCGAAAAAAGAAACUCUAGUCAACCUACCCGAACGGCAAUUGAACGGCUUGAGUACAUUCAGAAAAGCUGGCAGGAAUCAAAACAAGCACAUAUCACGAACACACAAGUUAUGAAUACAUCUGACGAGAAGGACAAAUAUAGGCAGAUGAAGCAUAUCGCUGAAAGUGCUGCAAGUUCUCGGCCAGCUGUCUACAGAAUUGUGUUUGUAUUGCUUCAUCGCUCGUUUAUCAAGAGCAAUCGGGACGUCAUUGCGUACGGUAUUCGAAUUGCUAUGUAUCUCGGUCUCGCAAUCAUGAUGGGGACUGUAUGGCUACGACUACACGAGUCUCAGGAGUAUAUCCAACCUUUCAUCAACGCUAUCUUCUUCGGCUCAGCCUUCAUGUCCUUCAUGGCAGUCGCAUAUGUACCAGCAUACCUCGAAGACCGCUCGAUAUUCGUGAAGGAACGGGCAAACGGCUUAUACGGAGCAGCUCCCUUCAUUAUCGCAAACUUCUUGAUCGGUCUGCCUUAUCUAUUUUUGAUUUCGCUUCUUUUCUCGAUCGUUGCCUAUUGGCUCUCCAACUUCCAGCCAAGUGCCGUCGCGUUUUUUACUUGGGUUAUGUGGCUAUUCCUCGAUCUCGUCGCUGCAGAGUCGCUCGUCGUGCUCAUGUCAUCCAUCUUCCCAAUAUUUGUCAUCUCAUUAGCUCUAGUCGCCUUCGCGAAUGGUCUAUGGAUGAGUGUAGGUGGUUUUUUGGUCACACCGACGAUUCUGAAUCCAUUUUGGAAAUAUGUUUUCCAUUACAUUGACUACCAGGCAUAUGUCUUCCAAGGAAUGAUGGUCAACGAAUUCUCCCGCCGAAAUUACUCCUGCGGCUCGUCCUGCCAAUGCAUGUACCAAACCGACCUUGCAUCACAAUGCCAGAUUCGUGGCUCCGGCGUUCUAGAGCAAUACGGGUACGCCGAAGGUCGCACAGGGAAAUGGGUUGGUAUUCUCAUCGGAAUUAUUGCUGUUUACAGAUUGUUUGGUUGGAUUGCUUUAACUCUGAAGCGUACCUAG
Messenger RNA from Talaromyces amestolkiae, 1944 nucleotides. RefSeq lists its product as uncharacterized. Gene Ontology annotation, molecular function: ABC-type transporter activity; ATP binding; ATP hydrolysis activity. The transcript is spliced from 7 exons. The record is from RefSeq and is a predicted model, not a curated record. Bases 1 to 1944 code for a protein of 647 amino acids. NCBI's taxonomy places the organism in Eukaryota, Fungi, Ascomycota, Eurotiomycetes, Eurotiales, Trichocomaceae. Gene Ontology annotation, cellular component: membrane.